This is a messenger RNA of Carcharodon carcharias (great white shark), 696 nucleotides long. It is a transcript of the gene prodh2, whose product is annotated as proline dehydrogenase 2. Lineage: Eukaryota; Metazoa; Chordata; Chondrichthyes; Lamniformes; Lamnidae. The transcript has 5 exons. Gene Ontology annotation, molecular function: proline dehydrogenase activity; FAD binding. Gene Ontology annotation, cellular component: mitochondrion. The record is from RefSeq and is a predicted model, not a curated record. The annotation marks the transcript as partial.
CACGCCCGGGACAGAGGAGUCCAGCUUCUGGUGGACGCAGAGUACACCUACCUCAACCCCGCCCUCUCCUGGGUUACCAUGGCCCUGAUGAUGCGCUUCAACCAGUCGGAGCCUGCGAUUUGGAACACCUACCAGUGUUACCUCAAGGACGCCGACACCCUCCUCAGUUCUGACAUCGAGUGGGCUCUCAGCCGUGGGCUGUGUUUUGGUGUGAAGCUGGUGAGAGGUGCGUACCUGGAGAAGGAGCGGCUUUUGGCCAAGAGUCUGGGCUACCCAGACCCCAUCCAGCCCACUUGGGAGGACACCAACCACAGUUACCAGAGGCUCCUGGAUAAGAUGCUACGUUUGGUGGGAGAGACGGGGCAGAGACUCGGACUGGUCAUCGCCACACACAACGAGGAAUCAGUCAGACACGCCCUGCACAGGAUGCAGGAGUUUGGAAUCAGACAGGAGAAUCACUUUGUCUGCUUUGCUCAGUUAUUGGGAAUGUGUGACCACAUCUCUCUCACUUUGGGAAGUGCUGGUUAUUCUGUUUAUAAAUCUAUUCCAUAUGGCUCUGUCGAGGAGGUGAUGCCAUACCUAGUUCGACGAGCCCAGGAGAACCUCAGCGUGUUGAAGGGGCUGCGGACAGAGCGUGACCUCCUCUGGAGGGAGCUCAGGACGCGACUGACCAGAAAAAGGAGGCCGGCAGUCUGA